Macrosteles quadrilineatus (aster leafhopper) is the source of this 1828-nucleotide messenger RNA. Its product is annotated as kynurenine/alpha-aminoadipate aminotransferase, mitochondrial-like. Gene Ontology annotation, biological process: biosynthetic process. The transcript has 11 exons. Lineage: Eukaryota; Metazoa; Arthropoda; Insecta; Hemiptera; Cicadellidae. Gene Ontology annotation, molecular function: L-kynurenine:2-oxoglutarate transaminase activity; pyridoxal phosphate binding. Bases 278 to 1675 code for a protein of 465 amino acids. The record is from RefSeq and is a predicted model, not a curated record.
UCAGAACCCAAUUUAAAAAGUAGUGUCAAUUAUAUUUGUUUUUGUGAUGUUUGUUAGUUUGUUUAUAUAAUAAUCAAACUGUUUUAAUUAUUAUUCAGAAUACAAUUCCCAGUGAUAUAAAAUACUUUGCACAUUGUCAGUGCUCUUAAUUUAGGAAUAAAAGUGGUCUGAAGUGGUUUUAAACACCACUGAAAACAUGUGAAAAUGUGCAGCCAAUUUUAAAUUUAUUGAAAGCCUUCAAGAUUUUUCCCAAAUUAGUCCUGUGGUGUAGCUUGGAAUGCAUAAAAGCUUGAAGAAUUUAGGACCUCGAAGAGUCCACAAAUUGAUGUCUGAAGCAUUGAAAAUUCUUCAAGAACAAUGUCGUGGUGCUGCCAAUGCAUCUACUCAAAGUUCUAAGGAAGAUUUUAAAAGAAUCACAGACUAUGAAAGUUUCAUAACGACCAGAGCAAAAAGGAGAAAACCAUCAGCUUUGAGGGAAAUAACAAAAACAAUCAGCCAGAUGCCUCCUCACACAAUCAAGUUUGCGGUUGGAGUUCCGAACGUAAACACCUUCCCAUUCCAAGAGGUGUCAGUGAGACUGAAAGAUGGUUCCAGCUACAACAUAGACGGGGAAGAUUUAGAGGCAGCUCUGCAAUACAUGCCUUCCUCUGGGCACACUAAGUUAGUGCGGCAACUCCAAGAACUGCAAGACAAAGCUCAUGGACCACAAGACUGGUCAAACACUGGUCUGGUAGUGACUUGUGGUGGCAGUGAGCCCAUGGCCUCAGCCUUCGACCUUCUGUUGGACGAGGGUGACCCGAUCAUCAUUCCUAUACCUGUGUACCCUGGCUCAGCUGACGCACUGAGAGCUUACAAGCCAGAAUACAUCGCCAUGCAGCAGGACAAAGACGGGAUUCAACCCACUCUACUCCGGCAAAUACUACAAGAACGGAAGCAGAAAAACAAGAAAAUGCCUAAGUUGAUGUACAUUAACCCAACUGGUUGCAACCCAACCGGCAGGAAUCUUCUUCUGGAGAGAAGGAAAGAAAUCUACCAGAUAGCUUGCGAGUACAACAUUAUAAUAUUGGAGGAUGACCCGUACUAUCAAUUGCACUUUUUAGACGAGAACAUUCCAAGUCUGCUGUCUAUGGAUGUCGAGGGACGAGUGAUCAGACUAGACUCAUUCUCCAAGAUUCUCAGUUCCGGGUUGAGAGUUGGCUACGUUACAGGACCUUCAUCUUUGAUCAGACAGAUAGAACUUCAUCUUCAGGUCUCCACUCUGCACACGUCCGCUCUUUCACAGAUGGUGGUGAGUAAGCUGCUCGACCAUUGGGGAUACGACCAGUAUCUUAAACACAUACAAAAUGUGCGAGCGUUUUACAGGGAGAGGAGAGAUCUUAUGUUGGCCGCUUGUGAUAAAUAUCUGACAGGUUUAGCCAAGUGGAAUGCUUCUUCAGGAGGAAUGUUUCUAUGGCUGCAAGUCCCGUUGUUGGAGGACACUUGGAAUUUUGCAGCCAAACACUGCCUGGAAAAGUGUCUUCUGAUUGUUCCAGGACAUCCCUUCACUGGAGAAGUCCCUCCAGCGACCUACAACUUUAUCAGACUCUCAUUUUCUUUGGCCUCUCCUGCUCAAAUGGAUGAAGGAGUGAAGCUUUUGGCAGAAAUUAUUAAAGAACAAGCUACAAAAAAAUGUUGAAUAGGAUUGAACUACUAUGGAAUCUACAUUUUUGCAAACAGUGCUAUAACCAGUUUAUGUCAUACUUGUGAAUAAUAAAAAAAAUAAUCCUGUUCUAUUACUACCUAUCCUAAAAUAAGCACAUAUAUUUCCAUUUUGACAGUGAAUGAAUAA